Molecule: messenger RNA, 3806 nt
Organism: Pantherophis guttatus
Lineage: Eukaryota; Metazoa; Chordata; Lepidosauria; Squamata; Colubridae
Gene: TBC1D24
Product: TBC1 domain family member 24
Source: RefSeq, a predicted model, not a curated record
AGCCGCAUGUGGCUCUUUCAUCCCUCUGCUGCGGCUCCCUGUCGUCGGUCGGCUCCACAACUGAUAGGGCUUUCGGUUAGGACAGGUAGAGGAAAAAGAACGCCGCUCUAGGAGGAGACUCUAUGGUGGGGGGAACCGGACUUCCAGUCGAGCAGAGGAAAAAGGACACCACGCUAGGAGGAGACUCUAUGGAGGCAGGGCAAACUUUCCAAGGGACUACUGAAAAAGAAAUCGCUUAUGUCUCUUCCUUAAGACCGCCUUGGCAACCAUGGGUGAAUACAGUAGAUUUAUAGAUUGGGACAAGAUGGAUGCUACCAUCCAGGCUGAUGAUGAGAAGGAACUGACCUGCACUGAAUUUCCCACUGAAAUGCUGAAACAACUGGCUCGCCAAGGUCACUGGGCCAAGAGCCACUCUUUAAGAGCCAAAAUAUAUGAUAAAUUGAUCGGCUCUAUCCCUUGCCGCACAGUGACACCGGAUGCCCACGUCUACCGAGACAUUGUGGUGAAAAUCGUUGGCAAGCGAAACAGCAACGCGCUUCCCCUUCCGGAAUUCGUAGAUAAUAGCUUGGUUCCCACGUACUGCCUGAACGCUGAGGGCAUAGGAGCUAUCAGGAAGAUCAUCUCCUGCAUCGGAAGCCAGUUCCCAGACAUCUCAUUCUGCCCGGCUCUGCCUUCCGUGGUGGCCCUCCUCCUUCACUACAGCAGGGAUGAAGCCGAGUGCUUUGAGAAAGUUUGCCGUAUCCUGGCCUGCAAUGACCCAUCCAAGCGCUUCAUCGAUCAGACCUUCUUGGCUUUUGAGUCGUCUUGCAUGACAUUCGGGGACCUGGUUAAUAAGUACUGCCAGGCAGCUCAUAAACUUAUGGUGGCCAUCUCAGAAGACGUGCUAGAAGUCUAUUCAGAUUGGCACCGGUGGCUCUUCGGGGAACUGCCCCUCGUUUACAUCGCCCGGGUCUUCGAUGUGUUCUUGGUAGAAGGUUACAAGGUGCUCUACCGGAUUGCGUUGGCUCUCCUCAAAUUCUUUCACAAAUUCAGAGUUGGGCAGACCCAGGAGUCGGAAAACGUUCAGCAGGACAUCCGAGCGUUUGUGAGGGACAUCGCAAAGUGGGUCUCUCCCGAGAAACUGCUGGAGAAAGCGUUCGCGAUCCGUCUCUUCUCGCGGAAAGAGAUUCAGCUUUUGCAAAUGGCCAACGAGAAGGCCCUGCAGCAGAAAGGCAUAACGGUGAAGCAAAAAAGUAGUACAUCCCCCAAAAGGCAGAAUGUCCACCUGGCUGUUCACGCUGAGAACUUCAAGUCUGAAAUUGUCGAUGUGAAGAAGAUGAGAGACAUCUGGUCAUGGAUUCCCGAGCGCUUUGCUCUUUGUCAACCUCUACUGCUGUUUACCACCUCGGAGCAUGGCUUCAGCCUAAACAGGUUUUACCCACAUUGUGAGGGACAUGAACCGACUCUCCUUUUGAUUAAAACAACUAUGCAAGAGGUCUGUGGAGCUUAUUUGUCGACCGACUGGCAUGAACGCAAACGAGGAGGAGGCAAGCUAAGUUACUUUGGGACAGGAGAAUGUUUUGUAUUCAGGCUGGUGCCCGAAGUGGAACGAUACGAGUGGGUUAUAAUCAAACACCCAGAACUCGCCAUGACCGGCUCUGUACAAGAAAACAAUUCUUCGGUCGUUUCUGACUCCCCUUCCUCAACCAAUCUGCCCCUGGAUCCUUCCAGUCGCCUUUCCCCUUUCCUAUCGGCCCGGCAUUUCAACCUGCCUUCCAAAGCAGCGUCCAUGUUUAUGGCCGGUAGCACUGAAUGCAUCAUCAUAGGUGGUGGCGAUGGCCAAGCCCUCUAUCUUGACGCAGACUUGAAUCACGGAAGGACAGGUCAUUGCAACACUUUCAACAAUCAACCAUUGUGCUCCGAAAAUUUCCAAAUAGCUAUCAUGGAAGUUUGGGGGUUCAAGGACACUAUGAACAGCUGAGAAGGUUGCCCUCCUUCAACAUCGACUAGCCCAUGAAGUAUUUCUCAAGUUUCUGUGCCCAUUUCCAUUUCCCAGGAACCAAGCUAUCCUUUGAAGCCCCUCAAUAAUUAAGCUUCUUUGUAUUUUGUCAAAAGCUAAAAAUUGGAAGAUCUCGGCUAAAUCUGGGGCCUAGUUGUUUAGUCACCGUGUUUUUGUACGUGAUUCCGUGUAGUCUAAGUGAUUAGCCUCUUUCUGCUGUGUUGAGUUCGACGCACACCCUGAUAUUUUUGGUGGGAAGGAGGGAUUUUAACAUCCCCCCCUCAGUUGAUCCAUAACUCUAUCAGCAUUGACAUCACAAUUCAAUGUGUAUUGUGUUUUUUUUUCAGAUCUUGAGAGAUGUGGAUGAGCCACUGAUUCAGGGGUGAAAUGCUACUGGUUCGCACCGGUUCAGGCGAAACCGGUUCGGUUCGCACCGGUUCGGGCAAACAGUAGUUAAAAAAAGCUACCAGUUCAGGCGAACCAGUAGUAAAAAAAAAAGCUACCUAUUCAGGCGAGCCAGAAUUUCCGACGAUCAGCUGUGCCACGCGAUUUAUAUUCGCUAGAAAGCAGGAAAUCCUGCUUUCUAGCAAAUCUAAAUCGCGUGGCACAGCUGUUUCCCCCCCCCUCACUGUUCUACUUACCUUCUUAAGCCUCCUUUUUCCGCGCGCAGCAUGCAUUCGGCGUGCACUGCGCGUGCACGCAGAGCGCGCAUUUGGCACACACCGUGCAUGCACAGGCAGCGAACUAGUGGCAAACCACGGAGGAUUUCACCACUGCAUUGAUUCAACCAGAAAGUCUCGUUUCUUAUAAAUAUGAGCUUCCAUCCAAAGUGGACUGUAUAUAAUCAAUGGAUUAUGAUGCUGAUUUCUUUCAGUUUUUUUCCCUCAUUCUCACCCUCUGUGUAUUACACCCUUCUAGGAAUUCCCUGAUCCUCACAGAGCUACAGUAGACGGAGAGAUUUUAUUGCAUAGCACACAAACCACCUUCAGGUCCAACGGAUUAUUAUCAGGCACUUACUUCUUUUAAAUCUAUUUAACCCUUGCUUUUUGUGUGUGUAAAUGUGAGUCUGUUGUUGCUGUCCCGACUGUUAACUUUACUGGUAAUUCCAAUAUGUGGGGAAAAUACCUUUCAGGAGUCUUAAUUUUCAUUCUGCAGUGAUGCACUGAUCUGUAGACGUUAAGGGACCUCCCCAGCCCUCCUCAUAUUUUUCUGUUUACAUUCCUGGUACCGCAUAUCAGUAAUAUACUUAUUUUAGGUGAUAGCUUCAUGCCACUGAAGUCCAAUGCAAUAUACAUUGUGCACAGAAAUAUCCCCACCAGCCUUGAUCCAGAGCAAUGACUUGGUCCUUCUCUAGACUAUCCCUCUGCAUUUGUGCUUAGAGAAACAGUAUUUCCAAAGCAGUAUUAGCCAUCUGAUCUGAAACGGUUGAUUGGUAUAUAAACCAGCCAUUUCUCUAAUUUCUCCAUUAAUUAGGACUGGUUGAGUUCUCCAGGCCUGCAAUUUUUUUCAGUAACAUGAUGGCCUCUCUCUAUAUCUUCGUUUUGGUGCUGUGCAUCUUGAUUUUCAAGAUGGGUAUACUGAAUUUGUGUGAAUGUGCAGGUUUUACUUCCGAUGGUGGGGUUCUUUUUUUUUUCCCCUCCAGAGACAUUUGUGACAUUUUGCCCCCCCCCCCCAUACCUUUCCCCACUUCCUAAUUUAUAUCUCCUCUUCGUCCAGUUAUCCUGGCCUAGGUCUGUAUAAAGUGUGUGACUCUGUGACUGUCCAGAAAUCCAAUUCAUUUUAUUGUAAAAUAAAAUAAAAUAAACUGAAUAUGACUUCAUUUUUCAAA